AUGUGCUCGAAUAUCAACCUCUUUCGUCUUUGCUUCGGGCUGCACUCUUUCAGCAAAGACGCUUUACACGCCAUUGUUCCAAAUAUCCAAUUCAAGAAUGAACAGGAAUCUUCCGAGCUUUUCAUAAACGCGAAAACGGAGUACUGCUGGAACCACUUUAAAGACCUUGGGAUAUUACUUAAAAGGGCAACCUGCCUCUUCUCCACUAAAGAGAGGUUAAAGGAAGUCGGAGUAGUUUUGGAUAAGCUCAAAGACACACACUCAAAGAUCUGCACCACCCUUGGAAGUGAUACCGCCUACAGCUGUUACGGAAAGUUUCUUCACUCCUUUGUUGCAGGAUGGGAGGAUGAUGAGAAGUUUAAAGCCUAUCUUGCUAUCAAAGGUGCCUCAUGUUUGGAUGACAGAAUUAGGCAGGUGCUUCGCUCCCAGCCAGGAUCACAACCAUGGUACGAGAGAUACAUAAGAGUAUUCUGUCGAGAGAUAUUCUUGGACAAGGCUAGCGAUCACACUGAGAGAGGAUUCUGGCUUUGCAAAAUACUAAAACCAUGGCCCCUUGUUUUCCAAGCCCGACUAAUUUACAUUCUAUACGGACCCGUCAAUGAUGAAAACGGAACUGUCGCCUGGAAUGUGUUACAAAGUUGUCCAACUUAUUUUGGCGUUGAAGACGCCGAACUAAUGGACCUUGCAGACGCCCUCAAGAUCUUACAUGUGUAUUGUGACAGCAAGGACUGGAACGAAGAUGAUUUUAUCAGCGUGUUCGAGGAAUUAACCGGUACGCCGUCUGACUGGUGCUUGGAAAAUAUCGCCAAGCUGCUAAAACUGUGUGGAGAAUCAGUUUGCUUUGAAGUGCUAGGAAAUAAAGCUAUGAAUGGGAGAGUCCAUGAAUUAUCAUACUUAGGUUACUACCUUGGUCAGGUUUUAGGACAAGAUGACAUGAUGUAUGGCAAAGGGAAUGGUAUUCAGUGCUUUUCAAACACCAUGAGACAAGUUCUGGCUGUCAUGCCAAGCAGCAAAGAUCAAGCUGCCUUGACAUCAUCCUUGUUCAAUGUAUGGGAAGAGAACAUACUAAGCCUUGGAGAGGGACUCCAAGAAGACCUAGAUGUUACUACCCCAGAAGAGCAAGAACAGGUUUUUGCUGCAAGUAUACACAACCUAACUAAAAUAGCAGCAAUCUUUCUUAAAGAAUGUACAGUAAAAUGA
This is a messenger RNA of Pocillopora verrucosa, 1200 nucleotides long. Lineage: Eukaryota; Metazoa; Cnidaria; Anthozoa; Scleractinia; Pocilloporidae. The record is from RefSeq and is a predicted model, not a curated record.